Thelazia callipaeda (thelaziosis nematode) is the source of this 639-nucleotide messenger RNA. NCBI's taxonomy places the organism in Eukaryota, Metazoa, Nematoda, Chromadorea, Rhabditida, Thelaziidae. The record is from the annotation of a GenBank genome assembly.
AUGAAGCUGAAAGCAUUACAUGCAUUGAGUUCAUGUGCAGAUCGUUCAGUUCUGUGCGAACAGCUUUGUGUACCACUUUCGUCUGAUACUUACGAAUGUUGGUGUUGGGAUGGUCACAUAUUACUUGAUGAUGGAAUCGGUUGUGUGAGUAACGAAUCGAAAAUCGACAUUCAUUUUUCCGGUGCUCUUCAUACUUAUCUAGAAAAAACUGCUUCUUCAAAAUUACUUCCAAUCCGUUUCACUGGUAAAAACUUUGUGCAGUUUACUGCGCCCGAAAAUGCUUAUUUAGAAACAAUCAUUACGAUAGAAUUCAAACAUGUAAAUGAUGACGAUGGGAUUCUUCUUUACGCUGGAGAGUACGUGGGAAAUGAUUUCAUCUCGCUUGCAUUUAUAGGUGCUGACAUUAUAUUUAGGUUCGAUUGUGGAGAAGGAAUCGUUGAAGAAAUUUAUAAGGGACCAUUUGAAAAGCACAUUUGGCACAAAUUAAAUGUAAAACGGAAAUUUUGUGAUCGAAGUGAAAUGAAUGUUGACAAUGGCAACAGUUUAACCGAUGAAAUUCAUGAGAUGAUUGUAAGAUGCGCUAUUGAAUGUAUUUUUCGAAGCAAUCUUUUUCUGGACAUAUUUAUCACAUACCAAUGA